Molecule: messenger RNA, 1182 nt
Organism: Colletotrichum graminicola M1.001
Lineage: Eukaryota; Fungi; Ascomycota; Sordariomycetes; Glomerellales; Glomerellaceae
Exons: 8
Coding region: 1-1182 (393 amino acids)
Source: RefSeq, a predicted model, not a curated record
AUGGCGGACACUAAAGUCGCUCAAACGAGGAGCGUGACUAUCUUGCUGAUGGUCUUCAUUACGCUGACUGUCGCGACGAGGACCUUUGUACGAGGUGUCUUGUUGCGAAGUCUAGGAUGGGACGACACACUGGUGCUCACCAGCUGGGUCUUGGCCAUGGCACUCUGCAGCGCAAUUAUUGCCAUGACCAGCGUCGGCUUGGGCUCCCACUUUGAAGACGUAUCAGACACAGACUUUGCCGAGUUCCUCAAGUUACAAGUUGCCACACAGCUUUCCUAUAUCUGGGCCUUUGUGACCGUCAAGAUGUCUUUUGCGGUGCUUUACUUGCGACUGCUUCCAGACGAGGUCUAUCGACGCAUCAACCAGUUCCUCGUUCUUCUGUUACUCGCCGAGGGCAUCGAGGAGACAGCAGUAGUGAUCUUCAGAUGCGCUCCUGUUCAGCGAGCUUGGACACCAACUGUCCCCGGAACGUGCCUGGACUUGACUAUAUUCUACUAUUCUGCUUUCGUCAUUAAGCUGUUGACCGACCUUGUUCUCUUCAUUCAACCAAUCCCGAUCGUCUGGAAGUUGCACGUACGGGUUGCAAAACGGAUUGGUGUCAUCUUCAUGCUCUCUCUGGGCUUACUUGCGUGCGUUAUCUCUAUCAUCAGAGUGACCUAUAUCAACGCCUUCGACCAAGACGUUACUUUCUUGGUUGCCGAUCCCCUUCUCUGGUCCGAACUCGAGGUCUGCGCCUUGAUCAUCUGCUCUGGCGUGCCGUCGCUGAGGCCGCUGAUAUCGAGGUUCCCUGGCCUUAACAAGGCUCUCGGCCUGUCCACAGACAAGUACUCGAAAGUGUACUACCCAGGCCAGCGAACGACGAUAGGCGGAUCCAAGCCGCCCAUAGGGCCCAACGCGUUUGCUCGUGCGACGCAGGCUAAUGCUAGUGCAAAGCUAUCGACGAGCUCAAGCUCUGACGGUCCUCCGACGAUACUCGGCAAAACCGAGAGCAUGGAGAACAUCCUGACGUUGGAUCUUGACAAGCCAUCGUUGACGCACAGCGUGGAAAUGGGCAUCAUCAAGCUGAGAAACAACGCCCGGUCUCCACAACCGCCACGGAUUCCACCGUCAGAGUUCGUGAUGGAUGACCCUUACUUUCCCGCAGGACGGCCGAUGGCUAGACGAAAUAGCCGGGGGGCUUGA